Molecule: messenger RNA, 849 nt
Organism: Neurospora tetrasperma FGSC 2508
Lineage: Eukaryota; Fungi; Ascomycota; Sordariomycetes; Sordariales; Sordariaceae
Exons: 2
Biological process (GO): carbohydrate transport; transmembrane transport
Cellular component (GO): membrane
Molecular function (GO): carbohydrate:proton symporter activity
Source: RefSeq, a predicted model, not a curated record
UUUUCAAAUGGUAGUAGUACCUUGGCGGAAGAAAGGAAGAGGACCAAGAACACCUUUGUCUGGGGUGACAUGUUCCGCGACGCUCCGAUGCGAAAGCGCUUUGCCCUGGCUGCUCUCAUUGGUUUUUUCACCCAGUGGAGCGGCAACGCCCUCCUCAGCUUCUACACGGGCAAAAUCAUGCACAUUGUCGGCAUCAAUAACCCCCGAACUGUGCAGAUGAUCAUUUUCGGCUGGACCUGCUGGGGCCUCGUGGCCGGGACGAGCGUGGCCACCCUCAUCAGCCCAAGGUAUCCUCGCAGGACAAUGUUCCUGAUGGGCACCAUUGGGACGGGAUUGGUGUACAUAGUGUGGACCAUUGCCAAUUCCAAGGCACAAACAGGGUCGCCCAAAGCCGUCAUUCCGGUAUUGGUGUUUAUGUUCCUGUAUACCCCUUUCUACACUUUAGGCUGGGGCUCUCUUACAUAUACCUACCUCUCCGAACUCUUCCCCUACCACCAACGCUCCCAAGGCAUUGCUGUGCAGCAAUUGACCGGACGUAUCGCCCUAUUUGUCAACACCUACGUGAACCCCAUUGCCGUCUUCAACAUCGGGUGGAAGUAUUACAUAGUGUACUGUGUCUGGAUUGCUGUCGAAGCACUGACCGUAUACUUUUUCUUUCCCGAGACCAAGGACCGCACCCUCGAGGAGCUGGCGUUUAUGUGGGAGGGUGAUGAAGCUUGGAACAAGGUCAGGGAGAGGAUGGACGAGGUGAUGGGUCAUCAAGGGCAUGAACUAGGCCCAAUUCCGGAGGAGGAGGAUAACGCGGGCCAUGUGACGAACGAGAGGGUGGUGAAUGCUGUCACUCCUUAG